AUGCAGCAUGUCCUCGAGCCGACGCGCGGACAGGCAUGGGUUGAGUCGCCGUAUUUGCGGUCGCUUAUAGCAGGCGGGCUAGCAGGCACAACAGUAGACCUCUCCCUCUACCCGCUCGACACCCUCAAAACCCGCCUCCAAUCGAGCGCCGGCUUCGCCGCGUCCGGCGGCUUCACAGGCAUAUACCGGGGCGUAGGCAGCGCAAUCGUGGGCUCCGCACCAGGCGCGGCCCUCUUCUUCAUCACCUACGACACGAUAAAGCGGUCCUUCGCCGCCGCUACGCCCCACGUAUCCAUACAGUACAACGCAGAAGGCAAGCCGUACAAGGAAGCGCGAGCAGACAGCGGCAAUGAAGCACUCGUGCACAUGCUCGCAGCGAGCAUGGGCGAGGUAGCCGCGUGCGCGGUGCGCGUGCCCACCGAGGUGAUAAAGCAGCGCGCGCAGGCCUCGCAGCACCCUUCGUCGCGCGCGGCGUUGACGCACAUCCUGCACCAGCGAGCCACGCGUGGGCUGGCGCAUGUCUGGCGCGAACUGUACCGCGGGUGGAGCAUUACGAUUAUCCGCGAAGUGCCCUUUACCGUCAUCCAGUUCCCGCUGUGGGAAGCGCUGAAGAAGUACCGGUUAGCGCAGACGGGCCGCGAGCAGGUUUCUGGGCUCGAGGGCGGGUUGCUGGGGAGUGUGGCGGGCGCGGUUGCGGCGGGGGUUACGACGCCGUUGGAUGUGCUCAAGACGCGCAUGAUGCUUGCAAAGGAGAAACAGCCCAUGUUUACCAUGUUGAGUUGUAUAUUGAAAGAGAGUGGGCCACGGGCGUUUUUCGCGGGCAUAGGGCCCCGGGUGGGCUGGAUUAGUGUCGGAGGCGCCAUAUUCCUUGGUUCGUAUCAGUGGGCGAGCAAUGCCCUGGGAGGGGUUCAAGAGCUGUGA
Molecule: messenger RNA, 921 nt
Organism: Cucurbitaria berberidis CBS 394.84
Lineage: Eukaryota; Fungi; Ascomycota; Dothideomycetes; Pleosporales; Cucurbitariaceae
Product: mitochondrial carrier
Exons: 2
Coding region: 1-921 (306 amino acids)
Biological process (GO): transmembrane transport
Cellular component (GO): mitochondrial inner membrane
Molecular function (GO): S-adenosyl-L-methionine transmembrane transporter activity
Source: RefSeq, a predicted model, not a curated record